This is a messenger RNA of Volvox carteri f. nagariensis, 420 nucleotides long. RefSeq lists its product as uncharacterized. The record is from RefSeq and is a predicted model, not a curated record. NCBI's taxonomy places the organism in Eukaryota, Viridiplantae, Chlorophyta, Chlorophyceae, Chlamydomonadales, Volvocaceae. The transcript is spliced from 3 exons. Bases 70 to 420 code for a protein of 116 amino acids.
GCAAGCUCGAACCGCCUGUUUGCCUUCGAUGUCAGCGAACUUGACGUUUUGCAGAAAGAGUUUUCAGUUAUGAAGUCUAAGAUGGCCUUGCCGCACCUCCUGGGAGCGGGCCUGGGCUGGAAUGCGUCAGUGGGCGACUGUGUUCUGCCUGAUGAGAGUGAUGAUGAGGGCAGUGUGGGCGGUGAAAUUGCUGAGGCCUAUUAUCCUUCUGAUAACGAGGAGGUCGAUGAUGAGGUGUACCCGCCUGAGGAGACGGAUGAUGAUGUGGCAGGUGGUGGCGGUGGUGGAGGGCUUCCACACGGGUUACACGAAGUGGACCGCCUCCGGGGGCCCAGUGGGGUGAUGUCACUUGCCCACGCCGGAAGUGAUGCUAGUGGCCUUCUACCCCAGUCGCAUCGGCCGUGGCCGCUGGCCCACUGA